This is a messenger RNA of Symbiodinium necroappetens, 367 nucleotides long. NCBI's taxonomy places the organism in Eukaryota, Dinophyceae, Suessiales, Symbiodiniaceae. The record is from the annotation of a GenBank genome assembly.
GUCGGCCACUUGGAGCCCAGAGCGGCUUUUGCAGCCGCUGCUGACAAUCGCGGCACUGACAUUGCUGGCAGCAGCCUACGCGGCCAAAACACAGUCGGUGCUGCUGGCUCUGGCUGCUUUCGCGCUGUUCGAGUUGUGCGUGGGGAUCUAUUUCCCGUGCAUCAGCACUGUGAAGAGCCAUGUGGUGCCCGACAGUGUGAGGACACUCGUCUACAGCCUCUACCGCGUGCCUCAGAAUGCCUUUGCACUCGCCGUGCUCCUUCGCGUACCUUCGCAAAGCACCGCCCUGGUGGUUUGCGCGGUCGCACUUCUGCUGGUCGAAGCAUGGGCUGCAUGCAGGCGAGCUCCACGCACUGCUGGAUGUUAG